CAGGAGAUGGAGGCGCUGGUCGGAGGGAUCAACGCCUUCAUCCAGCGCUACCCGAUCGACCAGCGCUGUUACGAGUACCUGACCACCUCCUCCAGCGCGGUCAUCACCCGGGUCCUGCAGGAGUUCCGCCCGCCCCGCGAGGGCGAGCCCGACUACUCGGGACUCGUCACAUCGUGGAUCAAGCGCAUGAGGACACAGAACGGCGAGGGCCCCGCGGGCAUCGCCAUGGGGGCUGGGGACAUGGCGGGCGGGCCAGAGAUGACGCAGGAAAUGGUGAACGAGUUCUUCAUGAAGUACCCGUGCGACGAGCGGGCCACGGAGUAUUUCAACGUGUCCCCGCGGGAGGUCCAGACCGCGGUGGUGACGCAGUUCCGGCCUCGGUCGGAGGGAGACGCGGACUACUCCGCGGCGAUCACAUCGUUCAUCAGGUACAAGAGCACCAAGGGGGCGGGGAAGGGCGCCCCCGCGGGCGGGAUGGGCGGCGCCGCGCCCGGCGUGAUGCCCGUGCAGCAGUUUGCCGGGGCCGGCUUCCAGCGGCCGGCCGGGGCGGCGAACCCGAACGCGGCGUGGGCCAUCGCGGAGAUAGAUCCACUGGCGGCGCCCCUGGACCUGGAGGCGUUCCGCGCCCAGUACCCCAUGGACGACCGCGCGUGGGACUUCCUGCAGAACGUGGACCCGCGGGUGCAGAGGCGGGUCGUGGAGACCUUCCGGCCGAUGCGGGAGGGCGAGGCCGACUACUCGGCAAAGAUCACGGCUUACGUCAAGUCCAAUAAGCAGAUAUGGCAGGAGGCGUCGGCCGACGUCGCCCUGACGCAGGAGGUGGUAGACGUUUUCUUCACCAAGUACCCGUGCGACGAGAAGGCCACGCAGUACUUCAACCAGUGCCCGCGGGAGCUGCAGACGGUGAUCGUGCGCGAGUUCCGGCCGAGGUCGGAGGGAGACGCGGAUUACUCCGCGGCGAUGACGUCGUUCAUCAAGUACAAAUCCAACUGGCUCGCAGGAAAGGGUGGUGGGGCGCCGCAGCAGCAGUUCGCGCAGCAGCAGGUGCAGUUCGUUCAGCAGCCGCAGUUCGUGCAGCAGCAGGUGUUCGUGCAGCAGCCGCAGUUCGCGCAGCAGCAGCAGUUUGCGCAGCAGCAGUUCGCCCCGCAGCCGCAGCAGUUCCAGCGGCCAGCAGGGGUGCCGAACCCGAACGCGGCCUGGGCCACCGAGGAGCUAGAUCCGACGGCGGCGCCCGUGGACCUGGAGAGACCUCCCCAGGCUCAGUACCCGAUGGACGACCGCGCCUGGGAUUUCCUCCAGAACGUGGACCAGCGGGUCCAGAAGCGGGUCGUGGAGACCUUCCGGCCGCACAGGGAGGGCGAGGCCGACUACUCGGCCAAGAUCACGUCUUACGUCAAGUCCGUGAAGAACAUGCACCGGGAGGUACAGGCCGAGUCCACCUUGACGCAGGAGAGGCGGUAGACGCUUUCUUCACCAAGUACCCGUGCGACGAGAAGGCCACGGAGUACUUCAACCAGUGCCCCAGGGAGAUGCAGGCUGCGAUCCUGCGCGACUUCAGGCCUCGGUCGGAGGGAGACGCGGACUACUCCGCGGCGAUGACGUCGUUCAUCAAGUACAAGAGCUCCGCCCCCUGGGCCGCGGGAAAGGGCGGCGGCGGCAAGGGCGGCGGCUGCAUGGGGGGCAUGGGCGGCGCGGCACCCGGCAUGAUGCCAGCGCAGCAGUUCGCCGGGGCCGGCAUGCAGACAGGAGGCCCCUUGACGCAGCAGGCGGUGGACAUGUUCUUCCAGAGGUACCCUUGCGACCAGCGGGCCUGCGAGUACUUCAGUUCGUGCUCGGUGGACGUGCAGACGGCCGUGGUGCAGCAGUUCCGGCCGAGGACGGAGGGGGACUCCGACUACUCCGCGGCCAUGACGGCGUUCAUCAAGCGGUGCCUGGGCGGCGGGAUGCCGCCGCAGCAGUUCGCGCCGCAGCAGCAGUUCGCGCAGCAGCCGCAGCAGUUCGCGCAGCAGCCGCAGCAGUUCGCGCAGCAGCAGUUCGGGGGGCCGGCGGCCAAGCGCAUGCGCACGGGCAUCUGACGCCGCACCCG
Messenger RNA from Prorocentrum cordatum, 2086 nucleotides. Lineage: Eukaryota; Dinophyceae; Prorocentrales; Prorocentraceae. The record is from the annotation of a GenBank genome assembly.